Protopolystoma xenopodis is the source of this 192-nucleotide messenger RNA. NCBI's taxonomy places the organism in Eukaryota, Metazoa, Platyhelminthes, Monogenea, Polystomatidea, Polystomatidae. The record is from the annotation of a GenBank genome assembly.
CCCCCUUGUCGAGCCUGCUUACGCUUAGCAAUUUACAGCAUUGGCCAGUCCCCCGGUGGGGUAGGCCGUCGGUCAGGCCUCGAACGCUCGGCUCGCCUGUCUCCAUGGCCCGAGAGAGAGAGAGAGAGAGAGAGAGAGGCUAAUCGGCCAAACCAGCACACUGUCAUGCUACCCCCACAUGUCAGCUGUUGA